This is a messenger RNA of Sclerotinia borealis F-4128, 822 nucleotides long. Lineage: Eukaryota; Fungi; Ascomycota; Leotiomycetes; Helotiales; Sclerotiniaceae. The record is from the annotation of a GenBank genome assembly.
AUGCUAUCCACCGGCUUCGCAGAUGUGCCGGUAACGCGCAGCCUUGUCUAUGGGGUGAUCGCAACGUCGAUCCUCGCCAGCAUUACAGAUUCAAAGCAUUUCUUCUACAUACAAGCCGAUCCUCACCUGCUACGGUAUCAUCAGCUAUGGCGCAUGCUCACUUAUCAAUUGUGUUAUACCAAUUCGACAGAGGUGUUCUUUGGCGCCAUCACUUACUAUAAUAUGAGAGUGGUGGAAAGGUUAUGGGGAUCUCGUAGAUUUGCCUCUUUACUCCUGCUAUCCUUCUGCUUCGCUUCGAUAUUAUCACCAAUCUUGGUCGUUCUUCUACGACCUCUUUCAUUAUACACGAUAAAUUACCUACCCGCAGGACCUACAGCUCUAAUCUUCGCUAUUCUUGCCCAAUAUCAUGCCGUUAUUCCACAUCAAUACAAAUACAAAGUUGCCGCAACCUCUGCACCCAUGACCGAAGAGAACUUCGUAGGCGUUACGUUCUCGGAUAAAUCAUACAUAUAUCUCCCCGCUAUCCAACUUGGCCUUUCCCAGUUCCCAGGCUCACUUAUAUCUGCUCUGGUGGGUUGGACUAUUGGUUGCUGUUGGCGAAACGAUAUGCUGCCUACAACUAUCACACGAUGGAGAUUACCAGGCUGGAUGGUGGGUGUUCAAACCAAGAAAAGGAGCGAGGGUUUUGAAGGAAUGAGGAGGAGAUUAGAAGGGGAGAAUACAGCGGCUGCCACUGGCUCAGACGGCCAGUUGGGUGGAGAAGUCGGGAGAAGAAGAACUUUGGCGAGCCAGUUCAUAGACCAAUUCAGAGGUGCAUCUUAA